Prunus dulcis (almond) is the source of this 1903-nucleotide messenger RNA. Its product is annotated as zinc finger CCCH domain-containing protein 62-like. The record is from RefSeq and is a predicted model, not a curated record. The transcript is spliced from 9 exons. Bases 170 to 1717 code for a protein of 515 amino acids. Lineage: Eukaryota; Viridiplantae; Streptophyta; Magnoliopsida; Rosales; Rosaceae. Gene Ontology annotation, molecular function: metal ion binding.
GUCGCAUUUGAUCAAACUUCCCUGUUUAGGCUUCUGUGCUGCGUGGUUUUCAAAUUUCCCUUCUUUCAAAUCCCUCUCACCCUAAAAAGAUCCCACAUUUCCCAUCUAAAUAGAAGUAUAAAGCGACCUUCUUGGUGUUUAAGCGAUAAACCCAGAUUGAAACCCAUCAAUGGCUACCUCUGAACAAUCUAAAUAUCAUCAAUAUGAAGAAAAAGAUGGAGAUUUCUUGGAAAACGGAGAGUCCGACCCAGAAUAUGAUUCGGAUGAUGCGAUGAAGGACCCGAGUUAUAGCAGUACUCUUGAAGAAACCCAUGCCAACUUCUCAAAGCUCUCAAUCAAGCGUAAUUCAAAGACUCGUAUUGCUACAGAUAUCGAUCUUGGUAGUGAAGCGGACCUUGAUGGGCAGGAGGUGGUUUUACCUGAGCUGGACCAGAAAGAUGAGAAAAGCUUUGAACUGGUCCAAAAGAUUAUUGAAGCUAGACAAAUUGAGAAAUUGAAAGUGGAGCAAUGUAAGCUGUACCUGAGGAAGAAUGGGUUGAGAUUGACUGGCAAUAAAGACACGCUCAUUCAGCGGAUUAAGGAGCAUUUAGAGAUUUUGAAUGGUGGAGGUGAGAAGAAGUACCCAGCAUCUAGCUUUGUUUUGAAUUGUAAAGGGGAUGCAUGCACUAGCGAUGUUGUCAUGUUUGAACAAAAUGUUUAUGAAAUAUUUGACAUAGCUUCUAGGAGUGGAAGAGGCCCUCCAUGUGGCACAAGGAUUGUUGCAGGCCGAAUUGUUAAAGAAAGCUAUGGCGCUGCUAAACAGCAGCACACAUUUACAAUUGAGGUACUCUGGAGCAAGGGGGAGAAACCACUCCCUCCGCUUCAUCCCCUUCUAAUUAAGGGUCGGAACCUUUACAGGUUGAAAACUUUGAGACAGAGAUGGGAAGAUGAAGGGGAGAGGCAGAAAGUUUUGAUGGAAAAGCACUCAAGAGGAUCUCUUGCUAGGACUGCUAAAGAAGCACGGGUCCAAGAGAAGGACAUGAGAAAAAUGCUCAAGAGAAAUAGGGUUUCAAGAAAGGAGGAACCGAAAAAGAACCAGUCUCAGUUUAACUCAACCUCGGUGCUUAAAACAUCAGUUCAACCUCAGCAAUCUGUUUCACUUGUUAACUCAGCAAACCUACAUCAACUAGUUGGUAUAUCAGUUCAUUCAGGAAAUACGAAAGUGUGUUCUCAGCAAUUGGGAUUGUUUACUGAUUUAUCAAGAGACCCUUCAUUAAAACCAGCAACUCAAAUUCACCAAUCAGGGUUUGUUGUCUAUUCACAAAAUCCAGCAACUCAACCUCCAGCUCCAAAGUCAGGCUUUUUUGUUGAUUCUGGAAAGGUGACAACUCAACCUCAACUGACAAAGAAUACUACAAUGCAAGAUAGGUAUUUCAACCAAGCUUCUCAGAAAUUGAAUGAGAGUAGGAAUUCGAACAACACAGAAAGAGUGUACAAUAAAAGACAGCCAUUGACAAGUGUGAACCACUUUCUUCCGACAAGUCCACAAGGGCAAAAGCAGAUGUGCAAAUAUUAUGCUCAGGGUAGAUGUUAUUAUGGAAACAACUGCAAAUUUUCUCAUGCAAUGAGAGGGAAUUACAAUGAAAGGAGGGAAGAGAGGUGGCCUCAUGAGCAAAGGAACUUGUGUCAACAGCAAAUUUUCUUAUGGAAUGAGAGAGAACUACAGUCAAAGGAGUGAAGAGAGGUGGUCUCUUGAGCAAAGGAGGUCCUAGGUGGGAAUGCUCGAGUUAUAUUAGUGGAGAAACAUAGUGAUUGAACAUGUUUUUUAUAUUGUUUUGUUAUUUGUGACAAGUGAACAACUUUUUAAUGAAGCUCACAUGUACCCCACUAAUUUUUAUAUAUAAUCUCUUGGCAUGUUUACUAA